This is a messenger RNA of Rhipicephalus sanguineus (brown dog tick), 5927 nucleotides long. RefSeq names its product guanine nucleotide-binding protein-like 3 homolog. The coding region runs from base 1 to 633 and encodes 210 amino acids. Lineage: Eukaryota; Metazoa; Arthropoda; Arachnida; Ixodida; Ixodidae. The transcript is spliced from 4 exons. The record is from RefSeq and is a predicted model, not a curated record.
AUGAAUGUGCAAGUGAACCUGAUUCUAAUAUUCACAACUUGGAAGUCAGACGCUAGCUGCGAGGCGGGUGCUCCUCGGCGUCGCUUUUUCCUCAAGUCCCGCUCCUCGGGCGUUGGAGGAGCCGCCAGUGCCGGAGGAGGCCGCAACCAGUCACGCCCGGCACGCCCGACUGUCGAGUGCGCGGACAGCAGCAGCGACGAAGACGAAGAAGACGACGACGAAGAGUACGACGAUGACGAGUACGAGUACGAGGAUGAGGACGAGUGCCUGACGUGCAACGUGUGCGAGCGUUCUUUCCCGUCGGCCCGUCGCCUGUCUCAGCACCAGCAGCGCAAGCGACACUUCGGCUGUCCCGUGUGCGAGGCACUGUUCCCUUCACUCACAGCUCUGGAGCAACACAGGGAGACCCUGGAACACUGGUCGGAUGACGAAGAGAGACAGCUAUCCCGUCCCAAAGCGCCCGCAAAGAGGCAGCACCGCGGCGACCGGGGCUGCGACGCUGUGCUGGUCGACGAAGACGAUGAUCUCGACGACGAAGAUGACGACGAAGACGAAGAGUCGUCCGACGAAGACACCGACUCGGACGGUCUCGAUCCGGGACCCAAGGCACAGGAGCUGGAACGGCUCUUGUGACUGCUGCGGGCAGGCGCUGCCCCUCAAGCAGUUCCAGGGGGCGGCGCCAGGCGGCGCUGCUGCUGCGGCAGUGACGUCACCCGCUACUGAGACACGCGGACGAAUGACAGACGACAAUAACGAUGACUUAGCUGAAAUAGCUGUACCCAAUGGCGUGACCCUCAAGCAGUCCCAGGGGGCAGUGCAAGGGGGCAAGGCUGUUGCGGCACUGACGUCACCCACUACUUAAAACACGCGGACGAAUGGCAGAUGACGAUGAAGUAUUGGAAAAAGCUGCAGAAAAUGGCGUGACCCUCGCGUCGUCUCAAGCAGACGACGCGAGUCUGUUCUAGAGAGAACAGCACUGGCGUUUCAGAAUGGCUAGCCCUUCCCUGGCAACCAAACUUCAUCCAUGGAAGUAAGCAGCGCGAAAAGAAAGACGACGCACACAGGGAGGAAUGACAAGAACAAGCGCCGACUUUCAACUAAGCUUCUUUAAUCGGAAGUAAAACAUAUAGAGACAUCACGUCGUCUUGAUUUUCGCGCUGCGUACUUCCUUGGAUCCAUACCAACUGGCCCAGCUAAGUACACUUCUGCGAACUUCAUUGCUUUGCCGCACUUAAUCAGGAGAUUUAGAUUUUACGCAUUCGAACGGUGUUAAAUACAUAGUUUUCAAACAUAGAUUUAAAGUGCCCUGUAUCCUAAGCAGGUCAGGAGCUAGCUCCGAAAGAAUUCAGCGGACGAUUGAGCAACCACGCUUUUUGUUUCUAAUUCCGUCUCAUUUUUCUUUUCAGCCUUAGCAGUUACAAAGUCAGCGACGCCAGAGGGACGAAUCGCAGCACCCUCAGGCAAUCUCGAGGAGCCUAAACACAAGUUUUGCCUGAAUCCAUUUGCUAUGCGUUAAGGAUUUGCAUUUAUGAAGGAAAGAAUUGAUUUGGGACGCGAGCCCGCGACCUUCGUGCCUGUCUCACUCAGGCGUUAGCCAGUCGCUUAAUGCAGCAGUGAUACAAUUAAAACAGCGUGUAAUCAACCAUUGCAAGACGGGGAAACAUGCGUUAUUCCACGACGUGCAGUGCAACGUGUAGUGUGCUUAUCAUUCAAGGAUUACCUCGAUCUGUUUUAACGGAGGGGCUGUUUAAGGCCUACGUGGUCCCUGGGGACCCGUCAUCCGCACUUUCUGGUCCAGCUGAAAGAGCGAAGCUUGACGAGAGGGAUAGCAGCUAAAUGGAUAAGAUGGAAGCCUAGUGUAGCGAGUUCAGCCUGGUAGAGAAAGGGUAGCGACGGGGAGAGGGCGAAUCUGGGUAGACAGGAGGAGAGCAAAGGUCAAGUUAUGGCGAGAGCGAAGCAGGUGGUGUGGAGAGGAGGACCGGCUGAUAAUCAUCCUGGAAAAGCUGAGGGUAUCGCAUUCGCUCUGGAAUGUUCGGCAAUGGCCAAGGUAAAAGUGAUGCCAUCAGCACCGUUGUUUCAUCAGACUUGCGAUGUUAAGUCAGUUGAAACUGCACAUAUUUUUUUUCGACAAGACACGAGAAACGGCCACGUGCUGCUAACGACACAGCAGUGACUUUAACGUUGACGUGCUGUGCACAUUGGCUGAACACGUUGUAACAAAAUAUCUCCGGUUUCGUUUCCUCUCACCUUGCUCAUAGAGGAGGUUUCCACUGACGUCAUAGAGGCCGUCAUGCUGUUUUACUGCCAGUACACCUACAAGCUUGGCUUUAUCUCGGUCUGCUUUUCUCAAGAAGUGCAGUGGAAGCUGCGAAUCGCAGAACAAAAUGUCGAACAAUAACGUCACGGGAACACUAUAUCCUAUCUAGAAAGGUAACAUCGCCACCGUGUAUUCAGUGCUAGAUUAUUACGUUGUAGUCGACGCCAUUUUGCUUAUCAAUAAUCUGUAUCGGGACACGUGCCUGUGUACCUCUUAUGGCAUGUUAUCUAACGUUUAGGAAGAAUUACUGGAUGGCUGCCAUAUUUCUCCUAAAUAUUAUUACACUGAACGUCUUUGUAAAAAAAGAAAAUAAAAGACUCGAACAUGUGUAUCUCAUACUGGAAAUGGGCGUUGAGCAGACGCCCCGCUGUUUUUUGGUCAUGUAGCCUAAAGCACACGACCCUGAAGAUCUUGUGACGUCACAUUGCUAAGGUUAUUAUUUCAAACGUUCAUUCAGCAGGAUCAACGCUUUAGUGAGAAAACUACACUGCUCACCAUGGCAGCAUGACCAUUGUCAUAUGUAUAUUUUCUUUUUUUUGUUGAAGCAGUUGCGAUAUGUUACUCUUCGCGAUUGUCUAUGAUAAUACGCAUGCAGCUGUAUCAUUCUAUGACGUCACAUCAAGCGCUUCUUUAAAAACCCCCUCGAUCGCACCACCCCACAUUUAGCACUUUAGUCACACAGCUACUAGGCCACUUAAUUUAAGGUUUGUAAUGCUGACGUGAAAGAGUUUUGGCUUGAGCUAAAUGCUGUUAAACAAGAAAGGAGUAAAAUGCAUAUUAACUCAGUAAUCCAUGUAGUGAGGAUUGUCUUCCAGAAAAAGAAAUGCAUUUGAUAUAUGACAAGAUACUGUCCACGUAUUUUUGCUGCACUACUGUAGUCGUAUUCGGACUAGCCAUUGUUUGAAACACCUCUACUAGAGAAUUGUUCAGACUAGCUGAAUACUCGUUAUCGACAUUAACAUUUCGAAACCAAUACGGUACUGAUGUUGUUUGUUGCGCCAUUUAUUAAUACCGUCUUCCCAGUAACCCUAAACAGCGCACGCAUAAUGACGUCGCGCUUCGGUUAAGCCUAACGUGGCCGCCAGUGCUCACUUUCAGUGUUAGCGACAAGAAAUCGCAGCCGAUGACGUAAAGAAGGGUUGCUAUUGGCACGUGUAUUGUAGUACUCUUGUUUGAAAUGUGUCCAGUACUUGUUGUGACACUAUUUAGCAGGGUGCUAUGACAGUAUUUGCUCGUGAAUUUUUGACGUGAAGCUCCAGCGACCAUGAUGCAACCCCCCAAUUGAUAACGUCACUUCAAUAAGUCACAUGUAUUGUUACGACGUGACGUGGUUCCGCAGUUUUCUGAUGUACCUUCAUGUUCUGAAGUGUACGCACCCUCACCUACCUCGUCUGAUCCUAAAGAUGACUCAGCAUAAAGCGAUUUCUAACCGAAAUCUCCAUGUCUGUACAUAGAGGUACUUGUGUCAUCGUAAUUGCUUUUCUGUGACAUUACACUGGAGAACCAACCCUAAUGUUUACAGUGGUUUUUGUAAUUAUGUGUGAUUCAAUAGUGGCACUUACUUAGUCCAUGGCGUACCCAAUUUAAGAUAUGAUAGUGAUUUUUGUGACAUCCCUGAAACUGCAUUUUCUCGCAGAAACAAUUCUGCAGAACGUGCAAGCGGCAUUACAAACUGCCCCGAUUAGACUUCGUCUGUGACGCCAAUGUUGAAGUUUAUUUGCCCGAGCCAAUCUUCAAACAUAUAUUCUAAAUACCUUCGCCGGCCAGUAUACCUUACGCAGGAGCCUAAGAAGUAAUUACGCUUAAUGUUGCUAGUUUUUCUGUCCUAAUGAUAACCACUGGCUCAUUUACAAGGCACUCGCAGAUCCUUAUCUCGAGAAGCAAUCGUCAGAAUACACAUACGCCUAAGCUUAUGUGCAGCCGCAUUUAGUAUUCGCUGAAACACAACGCGAGUCGUGGGUCGGGAUCCCAAAACUGCAUUGUUAAAAAAAAACUGAUCGUGGUUAUAAUUACUGAUAUUUAUUAAACCAAGCUUUUGCGUGUCAGGAGAUUCGCAGUCGACUCGGUGGUGCUUCGAUUGCGAGCCCACUAUUGCAGCUCAGAGAGAAGGCGGUGGUGCCUAAACUUUCAAAUAAUGCAAACGGGCAUUUUGUAUCUGUAUAACAUGACAAAACAUUCUUUUGAACUCAUUUUAAGUUAAAGAAAUUCGAAUACCGUAUCUUGUAUUGCCCUCAGAGAAUGAAUACGUGCUUCCCUUAGCCGACUGUUCGUAUGUGAUGUCUUAUAAGUACUGUGUCUUGUGAUAGAUCUUGACAAAGAUUUGCAAAGAUUGGAGUAGUGUGUUCGGUGAGUGUGGAUGAUUAUUUAACUUUCCUGAUGUUUAAGGAAUGUUGACCUCACACUGUUUAUAAAUGCUGCGCGGUGUUUGGCUAAUUCUUAUGUGUAAAUGCCUAUAACUGAUAGCACAGAGCAAAAUGACGCAUAAUGCAAUGUGAACAACGUACGUCGCCAAGAUAAAACACACGCUUGAUGCUUUUGGCUUGUGUCGAUGAUUAUGGCGUGACCAGUGGCCUGCUGUACAGAUUUGUGUGUGUGAGCCUAUUGUUGAGGCUGUAAACAUACAGAAUGUUGAGUACAUAGGAGUACCAGGUAACGAAGCCCUUCAUGCUCACUGGUGGCUUGCUUUGAAGUAAAUUUCGCGCAGACGUGGUAUUCUGCUGCUCAUUCAGUCCAUCACUACAUGUGUAUGGGGUGCCGAUUCAUCCAGGAGCAAGAAGUGCGCACUGGAUCGUGCGACUGCACGUAAUAAAAAGCAUAAAGUUGGCGGGAGCAAAGGAAGUCCCCAUCAGUCUUUGUAGUGGUGAAACAAGGACAUGUGGAAAUGCUUCUUCCAUAGCAAUCUGUUUCCCCCAAACUUUAACAGAUGGCGCUUAGUCCAGGCGGCGAGUGUGGAACAAUCUCGAGUGUUCCCCACUCGCCGCCUGGGAUUCGAGUGCCGCUGGCUAACAUUCCCAGGUAUUAGGCGCACAUAAAUACACUACCAAAAAGCGGACGGUGGGCACCCUCCGUUGUAGCUCAAACGUUAGAACAUCAGACUCGUAAUUCUAAGGUUAUGGGUUUGGAUUCCACCGCCCGGAAAGGGUGAUUUUUCGUCCACUUUAAUUUAUUUCAAUUCAAGUGAGAACCAUUACAUUACAGUUAAGAAACCACAUAUGAUGCCCCCUAUGCUUUCCUUGGCUGAACAUCACAAAAAAAGCCAGCAGUUUACUAUGAAAGGCCGCAUACAUCCGGUACUUUUAUUGAGGUACGAAUGGGUCACAACGCGCAUCCACGUGGUAUUCAUGUCACGCAUAUUCGCGAAUGAUCGUUGUGUAUAGAUAUAGUUAAACCUUCGCGCUUGCAAUAUGUGCCCUAAAUGUGCUCACAAAUCGCCUCAAUUCAAGCUCUCGUGCGUGACGCUACGCUUGGGUAUCCGUGGAGCUCUCUUAGGGGACCACCACGUGAUCUACGCUUUGUGCAGCAAUGGCGACGCGGGAAACGAUAAGAUUGUUACUGUGCCCGUAGGUGGUGUGUAUACGGUGAUGUUCAAUAAAGCUUUGUCAAACUCGCU